Messenger RNA from Penicillium waksmanii, 1359 nucleotides. RefSeq lists its product as uncharacterized. The transcript is spliced from 2 exons. The coding region runs from base 1 to 1359 and encodes 452 amino acids. Lineage: Eukaryota; Fungi; Ascomycota; Eurotiomycetes; Eurotiales; Aspergillaceae. The record is from RefSeq and is a predicted model, not a curated record.
AUGGACAAGUCUACGGUAUCAAAUUCAACGGAGCUUACCAAAAUCAAAGGCGCGUUGUCAUCCUUCAACUUUGGUGGUAGUCUGGUCGAGAUAACCGCCCUGACAUCGUUGAUCGGAUCAACCGCCGCGGAGUCGUUAGCAUUAGGUGAAAAGGGGCCAGCUGGCCUCGUAUGGGCGAUGAUGACUGUAUUUGGAGCUAUAUCUGUUGUCAGACUAUUCAUUGCGACAUCAACUCCCGGUUGGUUGCGCGAAAGCAUGGGUGUCAGCAAUGCGAAAUCGGACGCUGUUGUCGGGCUGUUCCAGGAUGCGGACAAGAAUUUCAUGUUUCAAGAUCGCAAAGAGCCCGCGAUAGCCGUGGAAAGUGAAAUUAAGGUGAUGAGUACUCUCCCAACUUGUUCUUCAGUUGGCGUCGAUCGCAAGAUUAUUCUUGGGAUACCCAAAAGCGCGCGAGUUCACUCGAUUUGGAGGAUAAUUUGGGGUAUUGCUGCUAUCAUCGGCGUUUCUACCGUCGUAGCAACCUAUGUCUCUCUCAUUCAGUCGACCAGCAACGAAGGAUUCUUGAUCUGGGCUGGAUUUCAGGUCCUCUGGCUCAGUAUAAGGUCCGCAGUCUAUUACUUCCUUAGUAACAGAGAGGGCCACUAUCACGUCGGGUUAGAAGGGAGACCAUGGAGGAAGAUCAACGUACAGGACAGAAGCCGAAUACGCCGCCUUGUGUAUACGCUAUCAAGAUAUCAAAUACAACAGCACCCCAGGUCACCACUCAGUUACGAGGAUGAUAUAGUCGCGCCCGAAAAACUUGAAAAUAUCCAAUCUGAAUAUCCUGCGUUCCCUGAAGACAAGAAUGUUACUCUGUCGAUUCAUGGGGUCAUCCCCGACACUGUCCUUUCUAGUGCAUCAUGGGUUUUCGGGUGCAAGGAAGGCGGAUUCGACUUUUAUGACACUUGUAUUAUUGUCCUGAAUACCUCCAACGGAAUCAUAUCGAUACCCGCCGCCCGAGCACUUUCCACGAGGCAGCUUUCUGCGCAGCCUGAGCACGACUCAGAAGAAGGCAUUGAUCUCAUACAUCUACCUCGCGGGGGUUCACUACCUCAUGGGAGUUCAGCAUUCCCGGACAACAGCAUUGAAGUAAAAUGGUGUUAUUGGAUUCCGUGCUCUGGGGGACGCUGGCUGCACUUCAUAACCGAACAAUCAAAAAAUCGAGGACAAAGGGAAGCGGCUAUCCUCACGAAUUAUGAGGUUACGAGAAUAUUGAACAACGGCAAAAUAAUGAACAUCAGUCUGAAGCAUGUUGAUGAGGUCAAAGAGAUUGUGGACUAUUCAACGAUGGCAUGUGGACACAUGCAGGCCUUGCUGAGAUGA